UCGCCCAGCCCACGAGGGGGACGGGGAGGCAGGGAAGUUUGUCUCCGACCCAGGGCACUCGGCCCCCGGUGGUUGCGCCCGGCGGUGGGGCUGCUGGGGGGGAAGCAGGUGGCAGGCACCUCUGGCUGCUCCAUGGAUUCCGAUGUGGCCUCCCCCUCCAGCAGAGCCUCGACCCCGGAGCUGGAGGAAGCGGGCAGCCCCGAGCUCCUGUUCGAAGCCUUCUGCCGCGAGCCGGCGGCUCCCCAGCCGGGGCCCGGGGCCGGGGGGGAGCUGCGGGGCAGCCGGACGGGGCAGUCGGACGACCCGCAGCAGGAGCAGCGGCUGAAGGUGAACAGCCGCGAGCGCCGGCGGAUGCACGACCUGAACCAGGCGCUGGACGGCCUGCGGGAAGUGAUGCCCUACGCGCAGGGGCCGGCGGUGCGCAAGCUCUCCAAGCUCGCCACCUUGCUGCUGGCCCGCAACUACAUCCUCACGCUGAGCGGCUCCCUGCAGGAGAUGAGGCGGCUGCUGAGCGAGCUCCACGCAGCGCCCCGCAGCCACCCGCUUGCCCAGGGCCGCCCCCUGCCCCCCGCCGCCGGGGCGCAGAGCCUGCCCCCCUCGCCCUCCGCCUGCUCCGUGGCGGCCGCGGCUGGGUACCUGGGCUUCCGAGCGGCUCCGCAAGAGACUCACCGCACGGCAGCGGGGCCCCUGGGCCCCUUUUACAGACACUACUCCGGCUUGCCCUGCCUCUGCUCCUUAUGCCAGGCCGGGCCCCAGGCGCUGCCAAGAACGGCAGCCGCCCCGUCCUGCCUCCGGGCCAGCAAGUGAAGCCAGAGCCUUCCCCUGGCCACACAAGAGACCCAACGCAAACAGCUGUGCCGGACUGCUACUGCUCUGACAAGGAGAGGGGGGAUAGCGCUGUCCUGCCAUUUCCAAACCGCGCCAGUCUCCUCCUGAUCGUGGAACUGACACUUAUCCCCACAAGACUCUCUGACAUGCUCUGUAGCCAAACCUCCUUGUUCGUUUGUCAUCGGUUGUUUGAUCCCGGUGUCUCCCUCCCGCUGCUCUGCCGGCAGCAGGAAUCCUAGGACAGUUCCCAAGGCUGGCGAGACAAGAGUUGGAGUCAGGUGCCAUUCCGUUGUGACAUGUAGCUUUGCCUUUCUUGAGUAGCUGUUGUGAUGCAACGUAUCUGGAAUUUCAUUUUUACUGAAA
Molecule: messenger RNA, 1191 nt
Organism: Malaclemys terrapin pileata
Lineage: Eukaryota; Metazoa; Chordata; Testudines; Emydidae
Product: oligodendrocyte transcription factor 2-like
Exons: 1
Coding region: 133-807 (224 amino acids)
Molecular function (GO): protein dimerization activity
Source: RefSeq, a predicted model, not a curated record